This is a messenger RNA of Brassica rapa (field mustard), 2624 nucleotides long. RefSeq lists its product as uncharacterized. NCBI's taxonomy places the organism in Eukaryota, Viridiplantae, Streptophyta, Magnoliopsida, Brassicales, Brassicaceae. The record is from RefSeq and is a predicted model, not a curated record.
GAUUAAACACGUGUGGAACAACGUAUGUUUUAUUUUGUUUUAGUCUAACUUUAUUUUGUUUUCUAAGUUUUUUCUUAGUUAAAGAAAAGAUAAGGUUACCGGAGCUUCGACGCCACCUGGAUUCGAAUCCAGCUAUCUAGAACGCUUUAAUGCUAGAAAAACAUGGAUUGCGAAAGAUAUUUAGUGAUUAGUUUUUAGACCUAGAACGCUUUUGGGAUAACACCACACCAUAGUUAUAUGUAACAAAAAAAAAAAGACAAGGUAUUGUUCAAUGAUAUCUACAAACAUCAAUUGUCACGAACAUUUCCUACUCACGUAUGUUGGCAUGCAUUAUGCAUAUGGUAUGAAUAAAUACAAAAGAAUAUGUAUGUAUAUUUUCUCAAAAUGUGCGAUGAGUCAUGGCAUAACAGCUUUUUCAACUCAGGAAUGGAGGACACAUAAUGCAACUUGAUUGGUCGGAGAUUACAAGGACCAAUAAGAGUCCUCAAAUAAGGUAGAACAGCAUAUUUUGUUUUGAUUUGGACCCACGCAUUAAUAUAAUAGAAAAUGGGGGAAUAUACAACAUUAUUGCCUAUUGGAGGGCUUGGAUAAGCCAUACCAUUAAAUUUAUCAUAUGAAACCUAUGUGGAUGCAUCUGUAUGGGUAGAACAUAUAUUUCACAUUGCUUCUAUAUAACCAACGGGUGUGCCUCUUCGUUUAUAGUGUCCCGUCAAAAUUAAAUACUAUGGUGUGUUGGACCAUACAUAAUCAUAUCAAACAAACAUUUGCUGAUAAAUUUGAAAUGUAAAGUUAAGUGACCCAAAUUAAAUAGCUCUAAUAGGUUAUCUAAUAAUAGUAUUGGCCAUUGUUUUACAAUCAUAAUCAAACCUAAAUUUUUGUAUGGCACAACGUCGUAAAAAGGACAACGAUAUUUUGUUCAUAUUGUAAAAUUUUAGUUCAGUUUACAACUAGUAAAUAUAUUUUGAGCCAUUUUUCUAUUUGACUACAUUCUAUUUUAAUUUUUUUUUUAAGUCAAACCAGUUUUAUAUACGAUUUAUACGAAUGCAAUAAACAUAUAUUGUAUGUAUAUACAAAAUGAAUAUGAUAUGUAAUUAUAGUAUGUUGGUUGUUUUAAGUUUAAUUAGAUAAAAGCUAAUAUAUGUCUCACAUACAAAAAAACACACACACACAAGUUCUUGUACAUAUAUGUAUAAUGGAUCCAUACCUGUGUAUAUUAUAUGCCCUGUUUAGCGUUACUCAUCUGUAUGAUUGAUUAACAUGAUUUUUUUAACUAAUUAUUGAUAAACUGCACGAUAAUUGACGGAUUGUAAUCGUAGGAAGUUUAACUAGAAUUUAUCUGAAACCUAGGACUUGUAGUUGUUUCUGAAUGGUCGUCAAAAUACAAAUAAAAUGUUUUAUUCUUGUUACUCUUAUCUCAGGUACGUACAGAAGAGAGGAACAAAUAAUUAAAUUAAAGAAGCAAAAGAGACAUAAAUAUGGUGCAAAAGAUGACACAGAAGAUGCACAGAAACCAUCCAAUAAUUUAACUGUAUCUUACGCUAACCCUAGGCCACGUGGCGAAUUGCCAUUCCUCCUCAUUUGCCCCGAGUGAUAAUCUUUCGGCUCACCGGAGAGAGACACACAGAAAGACUAUAGAAAGAAAGAGAGAGAGAGAAAGAGUGUGAGAGUGUUUAAUUAAAAAGGGAGAAAGAGAGAGAGAAAGAUAAUGGAACAAGAUGAGUGGUUGGGUACGCUAAGAUACGCCAGCAAGGCGCAGGAUAAGGUUUCCGUCGACAGUCUCAUGCUCCGGUACCGUCCGAUCGCUCCAAAGCCGACGACUGGUCAACCAUGCGGUACAGGAGACAACAAUAACAACAACUCAUACGGUAAACGAACCAAACGAAAGUACGUUAGGGUUUCGAAGAAUAAUAAAACCACGUGUCGAGGAAAGAGCAGAUCUGACGUGUCUGAUGGUCGGGAACAAACUGGUGUCGUGACGCUGCAGCUCAUGCCGGAAAAAUCCGAUCCGUCAGGCGACUACACGCCGUUAGAUCAGGAUAGUCUCGAUCCGUCGCUGAAAACGAUAAUCGGAGUAGAAACACUAGAAACCAACACGUGGGCCACGUUUAACGGCGGCGAAACGGCGGAGGUGGAGACAUGGGUGACGGUGGAGUCCGUCACAGGCGUAUAUGACGGUAGUUCGACUUCCCAUGCGGUGGAAUGUACGGACGUCGAGAUGGUGGAUAAUCUAGGUAAGGACACGUGUCCUGCGUUCGUAUCGGAUGCCUCGAACCGCGUGGUUUGGGUUAACGAGGCUUACCGGAGAAAUGUUUCCGGUGAAGAUUGGUCGUCAUCUUUGUCGUUGCCGGAUGUUAUGGUGUGGUUGGUGGCGGAGGAGUCUACGGUGGCUAUGUAUUGUAACUACCGAGCUUUCACGUGUAGGGUGAGGAUGCAGUACACCUGGCAGGAGACAAAGUAUACCAAAACGGUGCCGUGUGAUGUAUGGAAAAUGGAGUUUGGUGGCUUUGCAUGGAGGCUAGACACAACAGCUGCUCUGACUCUCUGGCUUUGAUGCUGAUUGCUGCCUGAAACAUUAUGGUUUUUAAUCAAAUGGUACUCAUCUUCCACUAAUUUAGAGGUAGAUC